Molecule: messenger RNA, 663 nt
Organism: Ostreococcus lucimarinus CCE9901
Lineage: Eukaryota; Viridiplantae; Chlorophyta; Mamiellophyceae; Mamiellales; Bathycoccaceae
Gene: RPS8
Product: Ribosomal protein S8, component of cytosolic 80S ribosome and 40S small subunit
Exons: 3
Coding region: 1-663 (220 amino acids)
Biological process (GO): translation; maturation of SSU-rRNA from tricistronic rRNA transcript (SSU-rRNA, 5.8S rRNA, LSU-rRNA)
Cellular component (GO): ribosome; cytosolic small ribosomal subunit
Molecular function (GO): structural constituent of ribosome
Source: RefSeq, a predicted model, not a curated record
AUGGGCAUCUCUCGAGACAGCUUGCACAAGCGUCGCGCGACCGGUGGGAAGCAGAAACCGUGGAGAAAGAAGAGAAAAUACGAGCUCGGCCGUCAACCGGCGAACACGAAGCUCUCUUCCAACGUCACGGUGCGCCAAGUGCGCUGCCGCGGUGGCAACAUCAAGCACCGGGCGUUGCGAUUGGAUACCGGUAACUUUGCGUGGGGCUCCGAGAACUGCACGCGUAAGACGCGUAUCUUGGACGUCGUGUACAACGCGUCUAAUAACGAACUCGUUCGUACGAAGACGCUCGUGAAGAGCGCGGUCAUCGCCGUCGACGCGGCGCCGUUUCGCGCGUGGUACGCCCAGCACUACGGCAAGAAGAUUGGUAUCAAGGUUAAGAAUGGUGCUAAGGUUGAGAGUGAAGACAUUGAAGAGAAGCGAUCUAAGUCUGUGACGAUGAAGCUCCGCUCCCGUAACCAAAAGCACGAAGUUGCCAAAGCGAUUGACGAGCAGUUUGCCACGGGUCGUCUGUUGGCCAUCAUCACGUCUCGCCCUGGUCAGUGCGGUCGUGCGGACGGCUACGUCUUGGAGGGUAAGGAGCUUGAGUUCUACCAGAAGAAGAUGAUGAAGAAGAAGCACGCUGCGGCGGCUGCGGCCGCCGCGAAGGACGCCACCCACUAA